AUUGGCAAUAUACAUUAAGCUCUGUAUUGGAGAUCAAUUGCUACGUCCAUGGAUUGUAAUACGAUUGAUCAAGCAGUUUGCAAUCCUAAACCUCGUUCUUGAAGAGUCAAACGAUUUCUAUGGAGAGAGCAGAACAUAAUUGACAGACUGUGGGUGACAACUCCCACCAAGCCACUCCAAGUAUACAGUAGGAUACAAUACAAGACAUGUAGCCAAGUUUUCCUGAAUGGAUUUGAUUUAGCAAGUGUCGCAUUAAAGGAAAUAAACAUACAUUUUUUGGGCACAACAUGGUUUCGUAAGAUGACGGCUAUGGCUCUCACCGCUUCAGGGUCGGUCACUUUAAAAUUUGAAAUACUACUAUCCUGAAAUAUGGAUGUGUAAAGAUCAGUAUCCGCAGAGAGGUCGCUGUGAGAGAAACAAAUUUCAGUUCACUAGCAGAAGGACGUCUACACAUGUACACAACCCAGGAUAUGAAAUAUACCUAGUUAUCAAGUAGUCCUGCAUUUCGGGAUCCAAGUAGAGAAGAGAAUGAUAUGUAAGCAAAGGACAUGCAGACCCUAAGCUAAAGCUUUGAGGCACAUAGGAGAAGCCCUGAGGACCGACGAUAGAGUCUUGUGCCAACACAGUAGAAAAGACACUUACAGAACAGUCAAAGGUAUCAACUUUAUCAUAAUGAUGCGGUCAGUGUUACUCUAAAUCAAUACGCUUUUGAUGGAACCAGUUUAAGAUUCUACAGCAUCCGGAAGGACCUUGACGAAAGGAAGGUUUGUUCCAUCAUUGGAAAAUACAUUUAAAGAACAUAUUGAUCCCAGCCAUGCCGUCCUUAUAAUUUUGGUAGGACUUCAUAAAGGAUACUUAAAGGAAUUCAGUUUGAGAUUGGUGGCAGCGGUGGGAUCGACCUUCAGGACGACCUUGAGGAACCCACAGGGACAGCAUGGACACCAAGGGGAAAGGCAAGGGGCAGGACAAGUCUUCAGCGACCCCAGAGAAUGUCAAGAAGAAGCAGGUGAUGGUGAUGUUGGACGGGGACCAGGUCAAGAGACCGGGCAAGAAGAAGCCCAAGGCCACUCACUCCGAGGUGGAUCUGAGCAAAGAGUUUUCUAAAUGCAAGGAGCAAGGCGACAGAAGACUAGAUCUCAGCAAAAUGUCCAUCACAAUUCUCCCUAGUUCAUUGAAAGAUCUCACACAGCUCGUUGAGCUCUAUCUCUAUGGUAACAGACUGGUCUCUUUGCCAUCGGAGAUUGGUUGCCUGUGCAACCUCGAGAGGUUAGCAUUGAACGAGAACUCAUUGACAACGUUACCUGAAGAGCUCGAGAAAUUGGGUCUACUAAAGGUCCUUGAUUUGAGGCACAAUAAACUUAAAGAGAUUCCGGAAGUGGUGUACAAGCUCCUUUCCUUAACAACGUUAUUCCUACGCUUCAAUCGUAUCACGCAAGUCGGCGAAGACAUUCACAACUUAACAAAACUGACAAUGUUGAGUCUGCGAGAGAAUAAGAUCAAGGCGUUGCCGAGAGGGGUCGGCAAGCUCACGCUUCUCACCACGUUUGACGUCUCGCACAAUCAUCUGGAACACCUGCCAGAAGAAAUCGGGAACUGUACCCAGUUGUCCUCCUUGGACCUGCAGCACAACGAGCUCCUGGACCUACCAGAGACCACCGGGAACCUGAAAUGCUUGAGCCGUCUUGGCCUGAGGUAUAACCGACUUACAGGCAUCCCAAAGAGCCUCAGCAACUGCGUCAAUUUGGAGGAGUUUAACGUUGAGGGGAACAACAUCGGUAUCUUACCGGAGGGGCUUCUGUGCUCAUUAAACAAGCUAACAAGCAUCUGUUUGUCAAGAAAUAACUUCACAGCAUAUCCAGUAGGUGGGCCACAGCAGUUUGCAACCGUUGAUACAAUUAACAUGGAUCACAAUCAGAUUAAUAAGAUCCCCUUUGGGAUCUUCAGCCGAUCAAAGUACUUGACCAAACUCAACAUGAAGGAUAAUCAGUUAACAGCACUGCCACUAGAUGUGAACAGCUGGACGAGCAUGGUUGAGCUGAACCUGGGCACCAAUCAGAUCAGUAAGCUGCCUGAGGACAUCGAGCACCUGACAUCACUGGAGGUUCUCAUCCUCAGUAACAAUCUCCUCAGGAGACUUCCGACCAGGAUUGGGAACCUGAGUAGGCUGAGAGAGCUUGAUCUAGAGGAGAACAGGCUGGAGGCAUUGCCAUCAGAAUUAGCUUACCUGAAAGAGCUUCAGAAGUUAUCUGUACAGACAAAUCAACUCACACAACUCCCCAGGUCUAUUGGUCGACUGUCUAAUCUGGUGUACCUGAAAGCAGGGGAGAACAACUUGGCCUCAUUACCAGAAGAAAUAGGCUCACUGGAACAGCUACAACAGCUGUACAUCAAUGACAAUCUCAACCUGAAUCAUCUCCCGUUUGAGCUGGCCCUAUGCUCCUCUCUCCAGAUCAUGAGUAUAGAGAAUUGCCCCCUCUCUCAGAUACCGCAAGAGGUGGUAGCGGGCGGGCCCUCCCUCGUUAUACAGUACCUGCGAUACCAAGGUCCCUACCGUCACAUGGUGUCUCUGUGAUUGCGUUCGAGGACGACCCGGAAAUUAUGCAAACAGUACCGUGUAAACACUUCAAAACUAUAAUGGUAAUUUAUGUGUAUAUUCCAUCAAGAACGCCGGCUGUGUUCACGCUAGUAACUAUAAUCAAACUGCAAACGUCAAGUGUUUUUAAUCAAUGUGAACAACUUUAGACUGUAUUAAAGAGGGUUGUCAGUUCUUGUCAAUCGGUGAGACUUCUUCUCAAGGUGUCGUGUGAAUGCAUUCCACUGCAAAUCCCCUCGUGUUUAUACAACUCCUACCUACGGCGCAGAGCUGUGUUCAGACUGAAUUGGAGGUGAACGCGGCCAUGCUCUGUUUAUCACAGUAGUGAAUAUAUCCUGUCAAACGUGAACACACCCCAGGAUUCCCAGCAAAAGACGGAUCGAGUGUAACUGGGGAUAUCGUCACUGCGAGACGAUUCAAUCCUGCGCAGAUUUGUGUACUUUUACAAGUGUGGAUGCAUCAUAGGGCUUGCAAUGGCUUCAUUUACACCAGAGACUACAUGUACAAGAAACCUGACAGGACUUGUGAUUUUGCAAUAACAUCGGAAGCUAUUGCAUUUUGAAUGCAAACAUACCCUGUGUCCCGUCAUCUUUGGAUUGGAUCGUGCAAGUGACACUAAGAAAGGGAAAUCUCUGCGUCAGGCUCUUCCGUGGUCGCGUAUCUUUUAUUUUGUUUUUUUGGCCAAAAAAUGUAAUCUCUACAUUAAUAUUUGUUGUUGUCAUCGGUGUUGUUUAAAUGCUUAAAGAACAUUAUAAAUAUAUAUUUCAUGCAUUUCUUUGUUUUUAAUACAAGCUUCAUAGCUUUUCAACAGUCUCAAAAAAUGGAACUGUGUCUGUAAUUGUCCACGCAGUAGAUAACAGUUAAUUACUAUUUUCAAACAUAGAGGGAGCCUUGGAUCUAGUUUUUGGUUCUAAAUCAUGGAAACAGAUUUAAAUCAGCAUUGUCUAAGUGUCUAAAUUCAUGAUGGUGCAUACAAAGAUCUCAUCUAAUCGUCCUGUCAAAUGUAAACACACCCCAGGAUUCCCAGCAAAAGACGGACCGAGUGUAACUAAGGAUAUCGUCACUGCAAGACGAUCUAGUCCUGCGUGGAUUUGUGUACUUUUACAAGUGUGGAUGCAUCAUAGGGCUUGCAAUGGCUCCAUUUACACCAGAGACUACAUGUACAAACCUGAAACCUGAACAAUAGUUUAGUAAAAUAAGGAAUUAGUUGUCACUGCUGUACAUUCAAUAUGGAGCCGGAAGAAACCUUGUCUUAUCGUCCCCGAAGGUCGCCAUCUACUGUCAAAUGUCAUACAUGUAUUUGCUGUAGGGUCGGAUGGUCUGUAAUUGGGUUUUCACAGUCGGGUAUCAGUCCAUGAGAUACAAUUAUUCUCAUUUGGGGAACGACCUUCAAAGACAAAGUUGAGUUUAGAGGACUGUUUCAUAAUUAUUUUUUUCUAUAACAAAUUAUAAAAUUCUAUGACAGGUUUAAUCAGUCCAUGAGAUAAAA
Messenger RNA from Strongylocentrotus purpuratus (purple sea urchin), 4082 nucleotides. RefSeq names its product leucine-rich repeat protein SHOC-2 (gene shoc2). Lineage: Eukaryota; Metazoa; Echinodermata; Echinoidea; Camarodonta; Strongylocentrotidae. The transcript is spliced from 16 exons. Gene Ontology annotation, molecular function: protein binding. Bases 935 to 2572 code for a protein of 545 amino acids. The record is from RefSeq and is a predicted model, not a curated record.